AUGGAUAAUACUAACUGGACCAGUGUGUCCCAUUUUGUGCUCAUGGGCAUGUCCACCCACCCAGAAGACCAGAUCCCACUCUUUAUUCUUUUUCUCUUCAUGUAUGCAAUCAAUGUUUCUGGCAACUUUGCCAUCAUCACUCUGAUUAUCUCCACUCCACGCCUCCACACUCCAAUGUACAUCUUUCUCAGCAACCUGGCCUUUGUGGACAUCUGCUUCACCUCCACCACAGUCCCCAAGAUGCUGCAGAACAUUUUCUCCCCUACUAAGACCAUUUCCUACCUGGGCUGUCUGGCCCAGACUUAUUUCUUCAUUUGUUUUGCAGCCAUGGAAAACUUCCUUCUGGCUGUGAUGGCCUAUGACCGAUACAUAGCCAUCUGUCACCCUUUCCACUAUCCAAUGAUCCUAACCAGAAUGCUGUGUUCACAGCUGGUGGCUGUGUGCCAUGUUCUCUCCCAUCUUCAUGCCUUGCUUCACAUUCUUCUCAUGGGUCGGUUGAUCUUCUGUGCAGAGAAUAGGAUCCCCCACUUCUUCUGUGACCUCUACCCUCUGAUGAAGAUCUCCUGCUCCAGUACGCACCUCAACACCCUAAUGAUUCACACAGAAGGUGUUAUUGUCAUCAAUGGUGCUCUGGCCUUCAUCAUUGUUUCCUAUGCUUGCAUCAUCUCAGUGGUCCUCCGGAGCCCCUCAGCCAAAGGGAAGUGGCGGGCCUUUUCUACUUGUGGCUCCCACCUCACUGUGGUAGCCAUAUUCUAUGGCACCCUCACAUGGGUCUACUUCCGGCCCCUUUCCAGCUAUUCAGUGACCACCGGUCGCAUACUCACAGUUAUGUACACUGUAGUGACCCCCAUGAUGAACCCCUUCAUUUACAGCCUGAGGAACGGGGAUAUCAAGGGAGCCUUUAAAAAAUGGGUGAACCGAAUAUGGACUUCUUGA
Molecule: messenger RNA, 936 nt
Organism: Sorex fumeus (smoky shrew)
Lineage: Eukaryota; Metazoa; Chordata; Mammalia; Eulipotyphla; Soricidae
Product: olfactory receptor 1Q1-like
Exons: 1
Coding region: 1-936 (311 amino acids)
Biological process (GO): G protein-coupled receptor signaling pathway
Cellular component (GO): membrane
Molecular function (GO): olfactory receptor activity; G protein-coupled receptor activity
Source: RefSeq, a predicted model, not a curated record